GUGACAUGUAAUGCACAGUGCAAAGCUUUUGUCUACAACCUCCAGGCUGUUGAGGAUAAACUGCUGUAGCUAAAGUGCUGUUAUUUUGAGUCAAACAUGGUGCUGGGACUCUCUUUAAGGGUUUCUUGGAUCUGUCUACUCCUUAGCAGUGGUGCCUGUUUUCCUGCAACAAAAGGAGACUACAGAUAUCCCUACACAGCUACCAGGAGUUCUGGUGGUAGUCCUGGAUCCUCAAGCUUUCAGCCUGGAGGUUCACAUCGUCCACUGGAACAGCCCACUGGAAGCUGGUUCCCAUCCAGUGUGGGAGCUCCCAGUUACGAGCCAAACCGUUUUGUGGCUUCUGGAUCUGCCAGUGCUCCUGCAGUCCCAUCCCUGCCAGCCAGGAUUGGUGGCUCUGUUCCUGGUGCUGAUUAUGGAGAUGGCCCUGCACCUUAUGGAAACCCAUCCAGUGCUGGCUUCCCUUCCUGGGGUGCACAGCCUGCAGGGGGGGUUGGUGUUGCUUUCUCUGACCCACGCAAAUGGAUGCCAAAGCGCCAGUUCCCAGACUUCAGUGCCUGGGAGUCAAAUGUUGGUGUGCCAAUGCGUGCUGGUGACAGUGAGACCUCUCCUCUGCCACCUUCAUCCUACAUCAUCCAGUCUGUGAAUGGCUAUGAUCGAGCGAGGGAGUUCCUGUCCCAUAGCAAAUACUCCCCAGAGUACCCUGAACCACCUCCCUUUUCCUUUGACCCUGUCAAAGCACCAAGCAAGCUUCCAAGGACUGUGCCCAAAGGAGGAAACAAGGUGUAAAGGGAAACCUUGGGUGACAAAAGUUCCAUGUGGAUUUGGAGGAAAAAUGUUAAUAAAACUGACCAUGAACACUCUA
Molecule: messenger RNA, 862 nt
Organism: Lates calcarifer (barramundi perch)
Lineage: Eukaryota; Metazoa; Chordata; Actinopteri; Centropomidae
Exons: 5
Coding region: 97-786 (229 amino acids)
Source: RefSeq, a predicted model, not a curated record